AUGGCGGAAAAGAGAUUAUUUAAGGAAUAUAAUCAACUCAAGAAAAACCCGGCGCACGAAGCUAAUCCACAGAUUGUGUCGCUUUCGCCAGUGGACAUGUCUAAUAUUCUUGAAUGGGAGGCAGUUGUGAGUAAACCAGACAAAAGUGGGAGUAGAUACUACUAUAAUGGGAAAUGGAGACUUAAUAUUACGGUGCCUACGACGUAUCCACUUACAGCACCUAAAAUUGAGUUUGAUAAGUCCACACCAAUAUGCCAUCCCAACAUUAAUAUAGAUACGGGGGAAAUCUGCUUAGACAUAUUGAAACAAGAGAGCUGGUCACCGGCAUGGAACUUGCAGUACUUGGUGGUGGCGGUAUUAAUGCUUAUUGACGACCCAGAGCCGGAUUCGCCGUUAAAUAUUGACCUGGCGAACUUAUUCAGACAAGACAAGAUUGCGUUCGAGAGUGUGGUCCAGUAUUACAUGUGGAAAUACGAUACGUUUCGUACAUCAGAUGGGGGAGACAAAGACAUAACGGGAGUGAUGGAGAAAGGAGACGAAAUUGUUGAGUCAGACUUGGAUAUUGAGUCGAUGGAAGUUUCUAAUGAUGCGAACAGAGCUAUCCAUGAAAUAAAAAACCAAGCACAAGAAAUUGUCAACGAGACCAAUUCGAUAUUAGGAGGGUCACCUUCAAACGAUGAAAAUCACACAUUCUCUUACAGACUUACAAGGCCUAUCGUACCUACGGAUACCCAAAAUGACAUUAAAUCGAAAUUGGAUUUAAAACUUAGUAAGAUUGAUUUCUUAAAGGACAAAUUAAAUAUACCAGACUCGUCGGAGUCAACAGGUACCAAGCAACAUGUUCCAAACUACAAAGUGAUACAUGAUGUGGGAGAAGAAGUUACAAAGCAGUUUAUUGCGAAGGUUGAUGAAAUUGGCCAUUCUUCGAGUUCAUCUCAAGGAUCAAUUGAAGACCAACACUCGGAUGAUGAUUUGCAAGGUGUGAAACAAAAAGUAACCGCAAAUGUUACCAAACAAGUCGAGAUAUUGUGUCUGAAAUCUGCGUCGCCUGAUAUCACAGAAUUUCACGAGAGCAUUAAGGAUAAUAAUAAUAUCAAUUAUGGUCAUGGAGAAUUAGAAAGAGUUAGACAAAACUUCAUGAAGCAAGUUGACGAUAAAAUAAAGAAACACGAGGAGUAUAUUAGAAGGCUGCAGUCCAAUUCUCCAAGCCCAACAAAUCCGUUAUAUAAGACUCAAAUGGACCAAACUUCGAAGCUGGAACCAUCUAUAUCUAACACCAGUAAUAAGCCCAGAAGUCCGCUUGUUGAAACGUACAGUCAAGAAAAGCAUGUCAUAAGCGAACCUGAGGGUGGUGUCAUUGAUAAUUCUGAUAUAGAUGGACAAACUUAUAAGAAUGCUCUGAUGUCCCAGAAAUCAGAAUCUGACAACUUGCGAUCUGAAACCCCACCACCUCGUAAACCAAGUUUGUCUGCUGGGCUGUCAGCAACUCCAAAGUCUGCGUUAAGUCAAGAAUUGGAUGCGGGUAUUGAGACGCCCUUACAAAGAACCGACUCUGGGUCAUCGACGAGAUCAUCGUUUUCCAAUUUGAAGAAGUCGCUAUCCAGAAAGAACUCGAAGUCAAAGACUAGUUCGCAGGAAGAUUCCGACAUCUCAAAGAGGAAGAGAUUCCUGAAUUUGCUCAAAUCGAAGCCGGGCGAGAAAUAG
Molecule: messenger RNA, 1704 nt
Organism: Debaryomyces tyrocola
Lineage: Eukaryota; Fungi; Ascomycota; Pichiomycetes; Serinales; Debaryomycetaceae
Source: the annotation of a GenBank genome assembly